This is a messenger RNA of Centropristis striata (black sea bass), 8917 nucleotides long. Its product is annotated as supervillin-like. The record is from RefSeq and is a predicted model, not a curated record. The transcript has 40 exons. Gene Ontology annotation, molecular function: phosphatidylinositol-4,5-bisphosphate binding; actin filament binding. Lineage: Eukaryota; Metazoa; Chordata; Actinopteri; Perciformes; Serranidae. Gene Ontology annotation, cellular component: cytoplasm; actin cytoskeleton. The coding region runs from base 1 to 8127 and encodes 2708 amino acids. Gene Ontology annotation, biological process: barbed-end actin filament capping; cytoskeleton organization; actin filament severing.
AUGUUUCGUAACCCAUGGAUCUCUAGUUACCAUGUGAACCAUGAGCAGCCAUGUGGCCAAGAAUUUGAGUCUAAAGCUCGCAACAAGCUCUGCAGCUCCACUUCGUUGCCGACAGAAGCCUUAAGUUUUCAGAGUGAUUUCUCCUUGGGUGACAAGACCGCCUUGGUCAAGAGUGUUUCAGAUACAGAUGCCAAACUUCUGGCUGUCCUUCCCAAGGUUUCAGAGUUAAAGAAAUACUUUGAAGCACCUGUUACAAAGGAUUUGGGAAUGAACAGGAAGGAGAGGAUAGCACGGCGUCUGGAGGGGAUGGAAAGCGAUGCUCCCCCUGCGCUGGUACCUGGUGGUUUGGUAGCCAACAGGAUGCUGGAGGAGGAUCCUCCGCGGUACACCCGCGCCUCAGAUCCCUGUGAGCCUUGUGUGAUGGUGAGGCGCUACAGUCGAGAGGAGCUGGAGGCCCCACAGAAGCAGCUCUCGUCUCGAGACAGAUCGCCUCAGGUCAAAAGUGGUGUUGGCAGUGGACGCUCGGAGCCCAUGGUGGUGUAUGUUGACCCAGUAACAUUAUCCACCUCUUCUACACCCACAUCUGGCCCCGCAGACUCCACCAGCCUCAGUUCCAAGGCAGAACGCAUCGCACGCUACAAAGCAGAGCGUCGCCGCCAGCUGUCAGAGCGUUACGGCAUCCUUCUGGACCAGGAGCCAGACAUUGAUUACACACCACGCUACCGCUCCCGGCGAGAUACAGAACCAGCCUCUGACCGACAACCGGCUGCUAGGCGAGAAAGAGACAGACAGGAAGCUGAGGAGCCAGGACGGGACCCCAGGGUGCCAUAUCGCUCUGGAGUGGGCAGGGUUUACAUGAGGACACACCCAGAUCCUGCUGCUGUUCCCACCUCCAGCCCCGCCCACUCCAACCAAGCCCCUCCCCCAACACAAGAAAGGCAGAAAAGAUUUUCGGAGCGGGAAAGAGCGAUGAACAUAGAGAACUACCGGCGGGGUGGAGCUCAAGAGCGCCCAGUCACGUCCAGAAGCAGAACACAGGAGCAACAUCCGCCCCAACAGCAGCAGCAGCAGCAGCAGCAGCAACCGCACCACCACCAGGACGCCACCCACCAGGAGCCAAGCCCCGCCUCCACCAGGGAUUACAGCAUCGCAGCCGUGCCCAGCUCCCCUCGCACCGCCCGCCGGGCCUCCCUGCCCUCCACUCGCUACGGCAUCUCACCUGGGGAUUUAUUUAUAGAGCAGCAGGCCCAGAGCAUCCUCAACAGGCAGGGAAUCCGAGUAAGGGAACGAUUGUCCCGGGAUGAAACUGUCCAGAAGCCUCCUGACUGGAGUCCAGACAGGCACCAGAGUAACAGACAGCGUACUCAGGGAAGCGCUGCCCAGCAUACGCCACAACGCUCAGAACCCACCCACCAAAGGACUGUUCCCCAGCCUCAGCCCAGCUCAGGCCACCACCCUGCCCACGGCCAAACAGCCUACCCUCUCUCCUCCCAUGACCACCAACACUCUGGCACUGCUGUUGACUCUCAACCCUAUAUGGCCAUCCCUGCCCCAGUGGCCUCUGCCAAACUAGCUGGACCUCCUGAGGUACUACCACGAAGGAGAGUGAGUGCUGACCAAAUCUAUGCCGCCCACAGGGAUGCGAGAUUAGAAGCCAGGCAGGCCCUGAAGGAAGAGGCCCAUACAGAGGGCUUGCUGAAGAGUAGGAAAGCUGUGUUGCCUUCAGAGAUCCGCCGAAGGGAAAAGAGUGUGGAUGAUCCUCAUAGGGGCCGGCAUGAAGACAUGGACUUGCCAAACUACAGCCCAGAACAGAGGAGGAUAACUCGAGGCGAGGAAGACUGGGACCGGGAGAGACCGAGGGAGAGGGGGAGGGAGAGAAAUGUCGAGAGGAUCAGAGAAAGAGGGAGAGAGCAUCUCUCAAGCCAUGAGAGCCAAGAGGAGAGAGUUUUUAGAUCUUUGCAGCCUGCCCACACCUCUGUUCGCCAGCCGCCCAGGCACCAUCAGUCAUCAGAGCCUGUGUACCAUCAAGAGCCACAAACUCAGCAACAAGAGCGCCCAAUGCAACAACAGUAUGAGCCUAGAAGAAGACAAAUUAGUGCUCAAAUUCAGCAGCAAGAUGCUCAAAUGCAGCAUCAGUAUGAACAAUCAAGACAGCCACAAGAGCCUCAAAGGCAACAUCAGUCUCAAAGACAGCAGGAGUCUGAGCUCCAAAGACAAGAGCCUCCAAUUCGGCAGCAAGACCCCCAGAGAAAUCAACCAGAGCCCAAACUAGAAGGAGACUUUGAGCCUCAGAGGCAGCAGCAGCAGCAGCAGCAGCCGGAUCCAUCAGGGAGGUUUGACUCAGCCGUCUACCUGCAGAAGGGCUCCUCUUUGCCUCAGGUCAAAAACAGAAGCAUGGAAAUGAGCGGAGGUCCCAAACCCAAGAUACGAACCCGCUCCAUGUCAGAUAUAGGGAUAAGCCAGCAUACUGCCAUGUAUCGCAUGGAUAGGGCAGCCGCCAGCAGAGAGGCAGCGAGGGCCGUCGCUCCAUCGGGGAUGGCUAACGGGGAGAUGGGCGGCCUGGACACCAGGGUGUCGGUAGCACAGCUGCGACACUCUUAUCUGGAGAAUGCAAACCGGAAACCUGAGUUUGAGACUACUAAAGUAGAUCUGCCAACAAUGGAGGUAGAUCCAGCUAGCGUCAGUGAUCGGGACAGGGCCGCCCGGAGGCCUCGGCGUUACAUCACUCCAGGAGACAGUCGCAUGUCGGAGAGGUUUAGGACCCAGCCCAUCACCUCUGCAGAGCGGCUGGAGUCAGAUAGGUCUCGUCUGAGCCCAUCACAGCUACAGGAUCCAGAAGAUGAAGAAAAACUGGAUGACAGAGCCAAGAUGAGUGUGGCUGCCAAGAGGUCUCUCUUCAGGGAGCUGGAAAGGACAUCAGAAGGAGGUGUUCCCAAACCACGCUCUCGAAACGCUGCCGUAGAACGGCGACUGAGAAGAGUUCAGGAUCGGUCGCACACACAACCCGUCACCAACAAGGAGGUGGUCAAUGCUUCAAGUGAUCCCGCCACAUCGUCACAACCUCUGGGCAGCCACACUAAUGUAACUCGCGUCCCCAGCCCCACUGUAGUCAGCACCAGUGUGACCAGCAUCAGCAUCCAGGCCUCCUCCCAGCCAGACUCAGCAGUCCAGGAUCAGGAGAAUGAGACCCAGGAGCACCAGAAACCAGCUCAGGCUCCCAGUGCUGGGGCGGAGAGAGAUAUCCAGGAGUUUUUCUCCGACGAGCCGGACCUUUCCACCCUCACCUUGUCUGAGAAGAUGGCCCUCUUCAACCGCCUCGCUCAGCCCACAGGCAAGCCCGCCGAGGGGGCCCGAGGAGACACACGCCAGCGCAGGGCCAACGCCCGGUUUCAGACUCAACCCAUCACCCAGGGAGAGGUGGAGCAGGAAGUCGAGCCACCGGUAUCCUCUGAGGUGUGUAACGGUGACUUAGAGGCCAAUCAGGGAGAACAUCUGAAAAACGGAGGAGAGAUCAAACUGGAGCCCCUGUCAGCUUCCCUGAUCCGCUCUGUGGCAGCCGUCACCUCCCAAGCCUCCGUCACCACAGUAACCGUCACGCCAGGCGGCGGCGGCGUUGGCGAUGAUGACGGUCUCCGUCCAGGGAAGUCCACCGCUAUCCCCUACAUCCCUGCCCAACAACAGGCGUCCAGCAACACAGCCAGCCACCAGGAGAGGGCGUUGAGGUAUUUCUCCAUGACCCAGAGCGGGGACCCGGGCCACCCUGAUCCUGAGCUCAACUCCUCCCCUCUCCUCCCUGAAAGCCGACAGAGAGCGGGGGCUCCUUAUGCUCCCACCUCCUCCGCUGGUCACAGACAGCAGGGAGAGGAGGGCUGGAGAGAGCGUCAGGAGGAGGAGGAGGUAAGGGGGAGACAGCAGGGAGGAGCCAGAGAAGAGAUCCAAGACGGUAGCAUUAAGGGAAAGCUGCACACCCCCGACAGGGACCGGGACGGCAGGCAGCAGCAGCAGCAUCCCCAGCCUCACUCUGCAGAGCCCUCUUUGUGGAGGGGCGAGUCGGAGCCUCUGCCCAGCUGGAGAGCCGCAGACGGACACUCCCAGGAGAGCAGGGAGAGAGCAGAGGGAGGAGGAAGAGGAAGAGGAGGGUACCUGAGAGAGGCAGCUCACAGCUCCUCCACACAGGAGCAGGAGAGGAGCAGCGGCAGGAGCCAGCCAGGCAUCUCAGAUUUGCCGGAUCAUCCUGCACCACUGAGGCCACUGAUAGCUAAAGUGUCAUCCAGGACAGUGUCUCACGUUUCAAGCAGCCAGCAGCAAACCAACAUCCAGCCUCCUCAAACUCUUCCUAAACCCUUCGCACCUCAGCCUCCUCCAACAGCACCCAAACCCUCGGCUGACAUCCAGCCACACUCCCAGCCCCCCCCAACGUUCCCCAAACCUUUCUCUCAGUCCUCACAGUCCCAGUCCAAACCUCAGGGAUUUGUCCAGCCUCUCCCGAAGCCUUACGCACAGACAGCCCCCCAGCCUCAGCCCAAACCCCAGGUGCCCCCGCAGACACCGCCCAAACCCCAGUCCUUCCCCCAGGCGCUGGUGAAGUCCCAGUCCCUGCCCCUGGACCCCAGCGAGGACUUAAGCAGGCACAGUGUCCAUUCUGGAGAUCUGCUGUCCCCGACAGACUCUGGAGACCAACUGUCUGACGGCAUGUCCGCCAAACAGAUGUCCAUCAAGGAGAGAGUGGCACUGCUGAAGAAGAGUGGUGAGGAGGAUUGGAGGAACAGGAUCAACAAGAAACAAGAAGUGGUUAAGGUGGCGUCCACCGAGCAGCAGGCUCAGCUAUGGGAGUCCGAGCAGACCAGCGAGAAGAAGGAGGAAGGGGUGGUCGUUCAAGACUACUCCGCUGUGUCUGUGUCUGAGCAGCUGUGGGAACCUGUCUUCUCUUCCACCUUUUCUCCCACUAUCUCCCUUGGCCAAAAGUGUCAGUAUAUUGACCAUCCUAGUCAGAAGACGGGAGAGGAGAUUGAGGCCCAGAUGACCAUUGAGGAGAGAAAACAGAUGAUUUCGGUCCGUGAGGAUGCCUGGAAGACAAAGGGCAAAGGAGCAGCCAAUGACUCCACCCAGUACACUGUGGCAGCUCGUAUGGUCAAGAAAGGCCUGGCAGCCUCCUCCUCAGUUAUCAGCCCCAUCCUGUCACCGGUCUCCACCAAACUCAAGAGCAGCAUGCCCGCUGUCAACAAACCACAAGAGGAAAUUGAGGCCAGACCAGAAAUGGAGUCAGAUAAAAAACUUGACAAGUUGGAGAGCUUCUUGGGACGUCUAAACAGCAAAGUGGCAGGUCUGCAGGAAACCACCAUAACAGUCACAGAGAAAGCCGUGAAGGAAGUGAUGAAGCUGGAUGACGAAAUCUUCUCCAAGUUCUACAGACGCGUAGCUGAAUUUCCUCGCAUGCCCACCAGGAUCGAGAUCAAUGAAGAUUUCGACAGCAUCUUUGGUUCUCAGGGUCCAAAGUUGACUUCGGCCAUGGUGCAGCACAAGCGGUCGGUGCGUCCGUCCAGGAACGUCCAGGCGUCCAGAAACCCUGUGAAGAUGCUGGCGGCCAGAGAGGACAUCAGACACGAGUACACAGAGCAGAGAUUAAAUGUGGCGCAGCUGGAGAGCAAGAGGAUGAAGGCGGAGAAGAUGACUAAAACCUCAGAGUACUCUGAUGCUGCUCUGGCAGGUCUGGCCAGUAAAGAAAACUUCAGCAGCGUGAGUCUGCGCAGUGUCAACAUCUCUGAGCAGAUGUCCAACAACAGCGCCGUGCCGUAUAAGAACCUCAUGCUGAUGCAGGUCAAAGGUCGUCGUCACGUUCAGACCAGACUAGUGGAGCCGAGAGCGUCAUCACUGAACAGCGGCGACUGUUUCCUGUUGGUCACUCCAGAGAACUGCAUCGUCUGGAUAGGAGAGUUCGCAAACGUCAUCGAGAAGGCGAAGGCGAUAGAUUUGGCCACCUUCAUCCAGACAAAGAAAGACAUGGGCUGCAGGGCGAGCCAGGUGCAGACCAUCGAGGAAGGGGUCAACCCACAGGGUCCAGAUACCCAGCAGUUCUGGAGCAUCCUCGGAGGACAGACUGCUUAUCAACCGGCGGGUCCACCAGAGGAGGACGAGCAGUUUGAAAACGGCAUCGUGGAAACAAACUGUAUCUUCAGACUGCUGGAUGACAAACUGGUUCCUGAUGAUGACGAGUGGGGGAAGGUCCCCCGCAGCUCUCUGCUGGCACCCAAGGAGGUGCUGGUGUUUGACUUUGGUAGCGAGGUGUAUGUGUGGCACGGUAAAGAGGUGACUCUGGCCCAGAGGAAAGUGGCCUUCCAGCUCGCCAAACACCUUUGGAACGGGACGUUUGACUACACCUGCUGUGACGUCAACCCGCUGGACCCUGGAGGCUGCAACACACUCAUACCAAGAAAAGGCCAGGGCCGUCCUGAUUGGGCGAUAUUCGGCAGGCUGACGGAGCACAAUGAGACCAUCUUGUUCAAGGAGAAGUUCGUGGACUGGACUGAAGUGAAGUCACCAACGCCAAAGGAAGGCUGCGAGCUCGUACCCGAGCAGAAGGAGGCCCCGGGAAGAGAAUGCCGGCCUUACGACGCCACCCUGAUGCUGCCCGUCCUCCAGUCGUCCAUUUCCACCAUCCUGGAAGGGACGAAUGUCGGACGUGGCCACGGCCCGGUGGAGACAGAAGACCACAUGAGGACUCAGGAGAUCACAACAGCGUCCGUAGACGUCUGGCACAUCCUGGAGUUCGACUACAGCCGUCUGCCACGCCAGAGCAUCGGCCAGUUCCACGAGGGAGACGCCUACGUGGUCAAGUGGAAGUACAUGAUCAACACCUCAGUUGGUCGUAGGCAGAACCCCGAGGCGAGGAGCAGCGGGCCGGGGAAGGAGAAAUGUUGCUAUUUCUUCUGGCAGGGUCGACACUCCACCGUCAGCGAGAAAGGAACAUCAGCGCUGAUGACGGUGGAGCUGGACGAGGAAAGAGGAGCACAGGUUCAGGUGCAACAAGGAAAAGAGCCUCCAUGUUUCCUGCAAUGCUUCAACGGAGGGAUGAUCGUCCAUGCUGGCAAGAGGGAGGAGGAGGAGGAGAACACUCAGAGUGAGUGGCGUCUGUACUGUGUGCGGGGCGAGGUGCCGGUGGAGGGCCACCUGCUGGAGGUGGCGUGUCACUGCAGCAGCCUGCGCUCCAGAGCCUCCAUGAUCCUGCUCAACAUCAACAAGGCCAUCAUCUACCUGUGGCACGGCUGCAAGACGCAGCUGCACACUCGCAGCGUGGGAAACACGGCCGCACUCAAGAUCAAAGAGCAGUGUCCUCUGGAGGCAGGUCUCCACAGCAGCAGUAAGGUGACCAUUCAUGAGUGUGAUGAGGGAGUGGAGCCUCCGGGCUUCUGGGAGGCUCUGGGGAGAAAAGACAGGAAGGCCUACGACUGUAUGCUGCAAGAUCCGGGGAAAUUUAACUUCACUCCACGGCUUUUCCAGCUGAGCAGCACAUCUGGAGACUUUGUGGCGAAUGAGUUCUUCCACCCGUCCAGAGCUCCAGAUGUGGUCAGCUCACUGCCGUUCCUGCAGGAAGACCUGUACAACACCCCACAACAACCAGCGCUGUUCCUGGUGGAUAACUUCCACGAGGUCUACCUGUGGCAGGGCUGGUGGCCUCAGGACAGCGAGUGCACCGGCUCGGCUCGCAUCCGCUGGGACGCAGACAGGAAGUGUGCGAUGGAGACGGUGCUGCAGUACUGCAAAGAGAAAAACGAGAAGAAGCCUCAGAAGUCGUAUCUGAUCCACGCCGGUCUGGAGCCGCUCACCUUCACCAACAUGUUUCCCAGCUGGGAGCACAGAGAGGACGUGGCUGAGAUCACCGAGAGGGAGGCGGAGGUGUGUAACCAGAUCAUCCUGGUGGAGGACGUGCUGGCCCGGCUCUGUCAGAACACCUUCCCUCUGGCUCAGCUGCAGGCCCGGCCGCUCCCGGAGGGGGUCGACCCGCUCCGCCUGGAGAUCUACCUGUCCGACCAGGACUUUGAGAAAGCUUUGGAAAUGAAGAGAGAGGAAUAUGAAGGUUUACCAGGGUGGAAGCAAGUGAACAUAAAGAAGGCCAAAGGACUGUUCUAAGGAAGCUUUUUAAACUGAAGAUGGACAGUCGAGACGGAGACACAGGAAAUGUCACAUAAACCUGUUUUUGGUGGAAACACGCAGGGACGCUGAGAUAGAAAGUAUCGGAAUCUGAAGGAAACGUACAUGAAAGAUGAGACUGGAGAUGCGCCCGCCUUGCUUAUAGUCAUGUUUUACCUUUCAACUUUGUCAUUACAUAACAAACUUAAAACUAAAAGAAGGUAAAAAAAAACACCUUGCUUCAGUUCAUACGUGGUGUUUGUGUGUAUUUGGAGUCUCCUCCAAACACUAAAGUCACCACUCGUGGACUUACGGAUGAAAAUGUGCACACUAGGACGCUUGGUGUCAGAGUGCCAUGCUGUGGCUGUGUGUGUAUGUGUGUGUAUGUGUGUGCGACUGUAUAUAAUGUUUGUGUGUAUUGUUUAUUUGUGUAAAUGUGUGUGUAUCUAUGUAAAAACAAAUUCUGUCACGUCAGAUGUUGUGAGAAAAGCCGUCUUUUUUUCUUUUUUUUUCUUGUCUACAGUGUCUGGAUGCUGUCAGGCCACGUAGGGAACUCGUGUUGCUCGAUUGUGUUAAACUGCUGAAGUGACUCUCGACUUACUGAGACGUGUUUCUGAGUUGUAAUUUUAAAAGGUUUGACUUGUUCGAGAAGGAGAAGCAGCAGCUCUGAAUGUAUAGUGCCUUGCUUUUUGUGUACAGUUUAUAUACAGAAAUUCUAGUCUGCAUUUUUAAAGACUUUCUUUGUGAUAUAAGACAUAGUGAAUUAAAUCACAGUAAUGCUCAACUCAAA